AUCUCCAGCAGGUCUCUGCCCCAGUCCCUUGUUCUCUUGACAUUGCUGUGAUUGCAAUGACUGGCAUAGCCAAGAAGGACAUGCCAAACAGACCUCUGAGAGCGCGUGCCCGGUCUCCAGAUGGCAAGUUACCUUUUUGGUGGAAGCCACCCUUUGGAGCAGGCUUCAGAGGUCCACGCGGCAGAUCCCAAGGUUCCCCCCGUGGGUAUGGAGAGAGCAGCCGAAGGAUGAGCUAUACUCCAAUGCCGCAAGAACAACAAAACCAGGAAGCGAGGAAACUAGCUUCCGAGUCAGUUCAUGUGGUUUCACUGCCAUCAAGGAGUUCCCAAGGACGAAGCCAACCUGUCUAUAGGUCAUCUUUAACUAAAAGAAAAGUCACAGAGGAGGAAGAGGUGGAGGUGGCACAAGACAUAACUGUUCGAGUUAUGUCCUCUCAGUCUGUGCUCGUCACUUGGACAGACCCACUGUAUGAAAAACGGAAGAUUGCAGCAAAUAGGCAAUAUAGUGUUCGCUAUCGGGAAAAGGGAGAAUCAGCAAGGUGGGAUUACAAGCAGGUGUCCAACCGGCGGGCGCUGGUGGAGAAUCUAGUGCCGGACACUAUGUAUGAGUUUGCUAUCCAAAUCUUGGAGGGAGAAAAGGAAGGCAAAUGGAGUGUGUCUGUUUACCAAAGGACCCCAGAGGCAGCUCCUUCCAGUGCACCAGAAAAUUUGGAUGUUUGGCCACUAAAGGGGAAACCAACCUCUGUAGCAGCAUCCUGGGAUGCUCUCCCAGAGAGUGAAGGAAAAGUCAAAGAAUACAUUCUUUCAUACGCCCCGGCUCUCAAGCCAUUUGGAGCAAAGUCCAUCACCUACUCUGGAGCUACAACAUCAGCCAUAAUAGAUGGUCUGCAGGCCGGGGAGCGCUAUGUUUUUAAAAUUCGUGCAUCAAACAGGAGGGGACCAGGUCCUCAGUCUAAAGCCUUCAGUGUCGCCAUCCCAGCAGCUGCUCAUGAGGAUUCAGUUGCCCAGCAAAAGACAAAUAUUCAAGAUAAUUCAGAGGCUAAAAAAGCUGUGAAUGCUGGCUCAUCUCCUUCUCAAACUUCUGUUUCUUCAAAAGCUCAGCCGUCACUUUCUUCUAAGCAGCUGCCUGUUCAUUCACCUGUUAGUGAUAAAAAGAGUCUUCUUUCUGAAUAUAAGAAUAAGAUCUUGACUCGAGGGGUCCUAAGUAAAUCUCAGUUACCUUCUAGAAAGACAGGAGAGCUGGAACCUGAUCUCCAGUCCACAGAGGUGACAGAUGAUCGUGAUUCCUCCCAACAAGCUCCAACAUCACCGCCUAAAGCCCAGGACCAGAGGAGGAAUGUUAGACCCUUGCCCCCUAGUCGGCCAGUCCACCCUGUUCUUGCCUCAGGGAGGACUUCUGUUCGAACCCACACAUCAGAGGUGUCACACCAGGCAAGCACAGAGAAACAUGAGCCACCAGCACUGUUACCAUCAUCAGCACAACACUCUUCUGCCUCAUCUGUUCCCAAAUACACAGAUAAUGAAACAAAACAACUGAGACAAAGCAACACUAAUAUGCCUUCUAAAACCUCUUCCCACCCUCAGCUUGCCAAAAAUAAUGAUCUUGUGGGUAAUGUGGAAGGGAAGCCAGACCCCAUGCUGGUUAAAGUGUCUUCUAAAACUUCAGAGCCUAGUCGCCUUGCUUUACCAUCAAAUCAGCAGUCUGCUAUCUCUCAUGAGGCUGUCUUAGGCCAUCGCAGUAGGUCUGGCUCUCUAGGUCAUUCACAUCAACCCACAUCACAUUCCAAAUCAGCAGAGUCCCAUGCUCGCAAUAGCCGUAAUGAGUUUGACAGUGAAGAAGCAGAGGACAGAGCAGGACAGCCCAGUUCUCAGUCGCAGCAAGUAAGGCUACCCUCAGGCUCCAGUUCUCGCACGUCGAAGGAUUCGAGAUCAUCUGCGGUGGCAGUCUUGUCGCGGUCUGCUGCUUCUGGUCACACUUCAUCUCACUCUCGCUCCUCCACCAGUACCAAAUCCAGUGGAAAGGAUGUUGAUAAGAAUUACAGGGAGGACUCACAAGAUGAAAACCCCUUAUUUCCUUCUCUACCCUCUUCCCGGCAGUCUUCUUCAACAAUCUAUUCUAAGAAAAGAAAUCCUCAGGUUGAUUCUGAUUCUGACCUCAGAGAGACACAUAGUGAAAAGUCAUCCCACUCUGACUCAGGAGAACAACAGAGCCGAACAGCUGCUCCAGAAAAGCAUUCUUUUUUACAGUCUUCUCUUUCCAGACACAAGCCUGAAGAGCAGGACAUUCGAGAUGUAAAAGAAAUUCCUGCUCGAUCAAAACCAAGUGUAUCCUUGCCUAAAAAGAUGCUCCCCUCUCAUCUUCCAGUGGAGAAGACCUCCCGCUCAGAGCCUCGACAGAGGGCUCAAACCAGUCCUUCCUUACUGCAUUCAAGGGGCCGGCGCCUCCCAUCUCAUGUCCCAUCCCAAAGUAAUGAAGAAUUGCAGGAAGAUGGUGAUGAGGAGGAUGUAACAGAGGGCAGUGACAGAGCAAGCAGCCGCUCUAUGUUUCCGAAAGAGGUGUCCUCUUUCUCUCAGGGAAGCUCAAGUUCAUCUCCAUCGAAGCAACAGCAGCCAGGUUCUCAGGUACCUUCUUACAAGCCAAAACAUACUCAGACAGAAUCCAGUUCUGCCAGUGAUACAACAAAAGACAACCAGCAUAAUCCAAGGUUGUCAUCCACUUCUUCGAGACAAGCUCGUCCUUCAUUACCUGUUCGCUCAAGGGUCGCUACAAGAACAGCAUCCCAAACAGAGAAAAAAUAUGGCCUGUUGCCUUCAAAAAUGUCCAAUGCUGAACUUCCUCAAAAAGUUUCUUCCUCCUCUUCACCUAAAUCUCGUCAGUCAGUUUCUAAUGAAGAGGAUGAUUAUUUCAGUGAAUAUGAUCAGAAAGAAGUGGAAAAGAAACCCACAACUUUGGCAGCAAAACGGUCCCCUUCUGUUUCUAGAAGUAACAAAGACACACAUGAUGACACUAGUAGCAAUAAAAGAAAAUCUAUGGACACUCUUCUACCUCACAAAGUAAGUUCUGAAGAGGAGGAGAUGGAAAAAACUCCAACAUUAAAAGUGGCUUCUCCUGAAUCACCAGGAAGCUCUGCCAAAGCAUCACGGAUAACUCAGUCCUCUAACAAGCAUACCCCAUCUAAACCAAGCUUUGUCUGGCCACAUUCUUCUGCAUCUACCACCACACACACUGUUUCUCCAACAGUUUCUUCUUCUACUUUGUCUUCUCGUCAGCGCCUAUUGAACUCCAGGCUACGGAGCCCUUCCCAGCGGCAAUUCGUUAGACCUCCUUAUAGGCAAGGAAACAGUGGCAGACCAAAUCUUACAACGAAAAAUGGAAAUGGAAAUGGAAAAAUAGUCCCUGGUAAUAAUGGGAAACCAAGUGGACAGAAAGUAAUCAAUGGCCCUCAAGGAACAAAGUGGAUUGUAGAUCUUGACCGUGGGCUAGUGUUAAAUGCUGAAGGAAAAUACCUCCAAGAUUCCCAAGGCAACCCUCUCCGAGUGAAAUUAGGCGGGGAUGGACGCACAAUUGUUGAUGAAAAAGGUGCCCCAAUGGUGAGUCCUGAUGGAUUACCUUUGUUUGGACAUAGCAGAUUUAGUAAACCUGUAGCAAGUGCACAAGAUAAGCCAAUAAUAAGCCUUGGAGGAAAACCUCUGAUUGGUCUUGAAAUGAUUAAGAAAACAACCACUCCUUCAACUACUACUACAACAAUACCUACAACAACUACCACAGCAACUACCACAACAACUACAACAACUGUUGCUACAACAACCACCACCACUCCUGAGCCAACAACCACUGAACCACUCACUGAGAAACCAGCCCCAACCUGUCCUCCAGGCACCUAUGGACAGUAUGAUGAUGAGGGCAACUUGCUCUUGGGGUUCGAUGGCCUUCCAGAGUGCAAUGCAGAAG
This is a messenger RNA of Acanthisitta chloris (rifleman), 3951 nucleotides long. RefSeq names its product fibronectin type III domain containing 1 (gene FNDC1). The transcript has 11 exons. Lineage: Eukaryota; Metazoa; Chordata; Aves; Passeriformes; Acanthisittidae. The record is from RefSeq and is a predicted model, not a curated record. The annotation marks the transcript as partial. Gene Ontology annotation, molecular function: protein binding.